UCCAAGCUUGGGAAGCUUAGUAUACAAGGCUUUGCCUUUAAAGCCUGCUUCAGGCCCAUCUUAUCCAUACCUCCUCUACUUUCCUUAAGCUUCACCACUUCAGUUUCAUCCAGAUUUUGUUGCCUCUUUGGUGUUUCAAGCUCUCAAACAACAUGGAUGGUGGACUAAUAUUGACCUGGCUGAUGUUUCUUCUGGUGAUUAUUUCCUGCACAACUCGGAAUGGGUUUCAGCAAAGGAAGGGUUUAUAAGCAUCGAUUGUGGAAUAGCUCCGGGUUCCAAUUAUACAGAUGGUCAAACCGAGAUAUAUUACACUUCGGAUGUAGGAUUCAUAGAUACUGGAAUCAAUUAUAAUGUUUCCCAGGAAUACGUUGAUGAAGAUACCGAUCAACAUCUCAUGAACGUUAGAAGCUUCCCAGAAGGAGCCAGGAAUUGUUACACCCUACGGCCAAGACAAGGCAAGAAUCAUAAGUAUUUGAUCAGGGCUCGGUUCAUGUAUGGGAAUUAUGAUUCCAAUAAUCAACCUCCAAUCUUCAAACUAUAUCUGGGUGUUGAUGAAUGGGUCACGGUGAACAUGAACAUAAUAGACUACUUUGUAAUUAUCAGGGAGGAAAUCAUACACAUACCAAUUACAGAUGACAUAGAUGUGUGUCUAGUAAACAUCGGUUUGGGGACACCAUUCAUAUCAGUGUUAGAGCUCAAACAGCUUAAUGAUUCGAUUUAUAGUACAACUGAACCAGGAUCCCUGCUACUCAAUUAUAGGUGGGAUUUUGGUACACAAGAGAAGCUGAGAAUAAUUAGGGACAAAGAUGAUGUUUACGACCGGAUUUGGAGACCUGCAGCCACAUCGUGGCCUUGGGAGUCCAUUAAUUCAUCACUUGUAAGUUCUUCCUUUAGUACCUCUGACUAUAAACUACCGGGGAGUGUGAUGGCGACUGCUGUUACACUUGCAGAUGAAAGUGAUUUCGCUUUAGUCAUAGAGAGUGAUCCUUCUCAGAAGUUGUACGUGUACAUUCACUUUGCGGAGGUUGGGGAUCUCAAAGGCCAAAUCAGAGAAUUUACCAUCUCCGUGAAUGAUGAUGUGUCAUUUGGUGGGCCUGUGGCUCCUAGAUACCUUUUUUCUGACACGGUAUAUAGCAACCAUUCCAUGAGUGCAAGUACCACAGAGAAAUUGUUCCUUUCACUAGAAAGGACAAACAGAUCCACGCUUCCACCAAUUAUCAAUGCUAUGGAGGUUUACAUGAUAAAAGAAUUCUCACAAUCAUCAACUCAACAAAACGAUGGGAACAACCUAACAGGUUCGGUUCCACAGGCUGUUAUCGAUAAGUUCAAGGAUGGAACUCUGAGUCUUGGCGAAAAUCCAAAUCUUUGUCAGUCAAACUCGUGCCAAGGAAAGAAGAAGAAGGAGAACAAGUUCCUUGUUCCUGUUCUUAUAUCCAUUCUGUCUGUAAUUAUCCUGAUCCUCAUAGCUGCCCUUGCAAUCAUCCGGAAGUUGACCAAGAGGAGAGAAACUAGAGCUACAACCAUAGAGACGGUCAGUGAACGCCCCAAAGAAGGGUCAUUGAAGUCAGGGAAUUCCGAGUUCACUUUCUCUGAUGUGGCAACUAUCACCAAUUACUUUAGUCGUACCAUCGGUAGAGGAGGAUUCGGACAAGUUUAUCUAGGCACUUUGACAGAUGGCACUCAGGUUGCCGUCAAGAUGCGUUCUCAAUCAUCAAUACAAAGCCCCAAGGCAUUACAAGCCGAGGCGAAACUCUUGACGAGAGUUCAUCAUAAAAACUUGGUUCGUCUAAUUGGGUACUGCAAGGAUGGGAGGGAAGCUGCAGAUGUUUUGAAUUGGAAACAGAGACUUCAAAUUGCAGUAGAUGCAGCACAUGGAUUGGAGUAUCUACACAAUGGCUGUAAGCCACCAAUAGUCCACAGAGACAUGAAAUCUUCCAACAUUCUAUUAACUGAAACACUGCAAGCCAAGGUAGCUGAUUUUGGGAUGUCCAGAGAUCUUGCAAUUGAAAGUGGAGCUUUCAUAUCAACUGUCCCUGCAGGCACACCUGGAUAUCUGGAUCCUGAAUACCAGUCAACGGGAAUUUUGAAUAAGAAGAGCGAUGUUUACAGCUUUGGGAUUGUUUUGUUGGAGCUAAUCACCGGCCAGCCUGCGAUAAAGAACCCUGGGAACAUUCAUAUAGUUGGAUGGGUUAGUCCUAUGAUUAAAAGAGGGGAUAUGCGAAGCAUUGUUGAUCCAAGGUUACAAGGAGCUUUCAACGCCAAUUCUGCCUGGAAAGCCCUAGAGAUAGCCUUAGCAUGUGUAGCAUUAACAGGAAUGCAAAGGCCAGAUAUGAGUCAUGUAUUGGAAGACUUGAAGGAAUGUUUGGAGAUGGAGGUGACUUCCAGGAGAAUUCAAAGUGUAGGUAGCCACAGCAUCGGAUCAGGCAAUUCCCUGGACGAUCUUCCCUUGAUUCUUGGCACUCAAUCGGCUCCCCCAAUAGUUUUCUAUCAUUGUAUGCCUUUUUUACUACAAAAUUCUCCUUCAUUGUUUGUCCUCAAAUAUUUAAUUUUUUUUUCCCAUUACAAGCUUUUUCUACGCUUUAAAGGCUUUGAAUACUGGAAAAACAUCUUACUUUUUCUUGAUGGGCUACACCCAAAAUCAUUUGGAGUAACCAUCUAUAAACAACACCAAAUGGUUUGCACUCCUAAGAGAUGUGACCGGUGA
Molecule: messenger RNA, 2704 nt
Organism: Vitis riparia (riverbank grape)
Lineage: Eukaryota; Viridiplantae; Streptophyta; Magnoliopsida; Vitales; Vitaceae
Product: senescence-induced receptor-like serine/threonine-protein kinase
Exons: 11
Coding region: 395-2704 (769 amino acids)
Biological process (GO): protein phosphorylation
Molecular function (GO): protein kinase activity; ATP binding
Source: RefSeq, a predicted model, not a curated record